AUGUGGUCACUGACGCACUUCAUGGCUUCGAAGCGUACCUCUCCCUCUGCAGACAGAGAGAUCGUCACCCGAGCGUCGAGGAUGAUCAUCCGGCUGCGACACCUCCAUGACAAGAAUGGCGAACUGGAUCAGAUGCAACUCGAAAAGGCCGUUAAACAGCUGGAGUCCGAGGAGCAAAAUGCCGCCAUCUUGAUCAGCCAAGUGGAAUCUACAACAUCGUUCGAAUGUUUCGAGCUAUCGCCGACCAAUGAAGCAACAAUGUCCACCAACGGGCGACUGACCAGGGUCUUUCCUGGGCCAACCCUGAUUUUCGAUUCCGGUGUCUUCUACGAGCAGGACCUUCGGAAAAUGGUCACCCAGACAGUCGUGCGCAUGAGCGAACAAACCGUUGCAGGAACGAAGCCAAAAGCCAAAAAAGCGAAUCAGGAACACGACGAGGACCGGGACACUACAGACCCCAAAGUUGUCGUCGAUUUUUUCACAAACACCCUCCGACCGCUGUGUACUGAGAGCGCCAACCCGCAAAUCGAGAAGCACACCCGUGAAGAAGUCUUGUGGAAAGACUGUCGCUCUCCUUGGCAUCGAUCUGCAUUAUGGCUUCUCAUCCGUGUGGCGCUGCAACUGGUGCUAUUCCGUUCAUCUGGCGGACAGGAAUCGCACAGGUUGUACAAAGAAUUCAUGGUAUUCCUCAUGAGUUCGAUCGUGAAGAGAGCAUCAGAACAGGGCUCUAGUGAAAUGGUUCACCUGAUGAUGGUCAAAACAGCCCGUCGAAUCUUGAAGCUGAAUCUCGGCGUCGCACCAGCCUGGUUCAACACCGUCCAAAAGAUUCUGGAUGAUGCAAGCAGGAAGUCAAACUUGGAAUGGAGAGGGAUCAUAAAUCGCUGUGAAAAGCCGAUCGAUCUCGAUGGCCUGCAAUAUCUCAACUUCGGAAAAGACAUUCAGUGCGAGUUGCCACAGCUGGACAAAUAUCUGAUGGACCUUAGUAGUCGAGGUGAUGGAACAUCCCAGAAAGAAUUUCAUCCAUCCGCCCAACUAGUCCAAUUCAACCCAAGGAGAUUGCCCACUGUUGUCCGCUCAUGCCCACCUGAAUAUCUUGUCCAAAAUCUUUGUGCAUUGGAAAAUUGGGUCGAGUUCCACUUGGAUGCCUGGAUGGAAGCCAAUCUGGAGCAUAGCAAUACAUGUAAGGAGGUGGGUGAUUUGAUAGCCGAGUAUCACCGAACGGCUUCAAGACAUUAUUCCCAGAACCCUGAAGCUAUCUCCAUGAUGCUUCUCACAUUGUACGAGCUGUGGAUUGCAUGCGAUAAAGCCGCACUUCAUUCUCUGCCACUGCUGAGGGAUUAUGACGCCCUUGUACCGGCCGACUGUCUAAGCUCUUUACUACUCCCUUUCAAGUCCCAAAUGAUACGCCUAGCAAAUGUGGAGAAAUACCUGGAAGAGCGCCAGCGUCACUUGAGGUAUCCAGGGUCGAAUAUAUUCCGGGAUUUCGGGACGCGGAAUAGCUUCUCUGUACGGUACUUCGAUCAGUCCACCGAGCAUCAGCACCUUCUUCAGAUGAUCGAACAGAGAGCAAGCCAUGAAAGGGAGCAAAAGAAGACCGAACUACGAGACAAGCAUGAAAAGUACACUCGGCUUAUGAGGGAGGCAAGCCAGAUUGAAUGCGAAAUGGAGGAGAUCCUGGUCGACAGAAGAUUGCGCAUUUACGAGACCCAGCAUAGCCGGUCGUGCCCCUGCCAUAAUCUCAAGUCCCAAGCAAAGUCAAUCUCAAUCAAUACGCAUGAAUGGCCCUUGCCCCGUGACCCCUUGCGAACUAAAUCAAUUGUGUUUGAGCUACGGGUCCCCGACUGUUUCGUGGCGUGGAGGGAUUCGACAUUAUAUGUUCUCCGUGACUGUCUCGGCUUCAAAUAUACUGCACCAGAGCGACCAGGAUCCGAGUGCCUAUUAACUGCAUACAAACAACUCGCCCCUUUCUUGAGACGGGGCCGGGCCCAGCGAAUUAGCGUCCUGUCGCAGAAAAAACCCCAUGAGAGAACUCACCGCCAUAAUAAGUCCGUGAUCAACGUGACAGAGAAGGACGUUUGCUUGAACCACGGGCCCCAUUUUCAAUACUUCGACAAAGAGACAGGAUACUUUGUGGAUGAUUUGGAGAAGACGCCGGAGGUUGAAACAACGUGUGGGUAUCAGCUCCCGGAAGAGAGCCAUGCCCUUCAACGAUUCCUUUGUCGCCCAUCUGCACAACCGCAUGGCCCGUCCCCAAACACCGUCAUUGCCACGCAACAUGUGACACCCGCCACCAUGUCCUUGAAUGAAUACAGAUCUCUCGCAUCGAUCCCACUUGGACUGGAGAUUCAAUGGCAAAAUAUCCUCUUGGAGCUGACAACACCUUCGAUAGACCUGAAAAAAGUGGAGACUACGUUCUUCAUCCGCCAGGUUACUAACCAAGCAGGCUCGCCUAGUGCAGAGUCAUGGAUGAGGAUCGGACACGCAAUUUUGAAAGAUUGCAACUUCACAGCCAAAGCUCUUGCUUCUAUCCAGCAGGCCACUGAAAGGAUCAAGGAGAACUGGAACAUGAUCCAUGGUCUGGAUGCGCUGAUUCAAAUCGCCCUAAAGAUUUCCAGCCUAUCUCCAUCGAGCGAUGAACGUGGAAGAUUCUUUGCCCAUCUUCAAUCAAUGCGUCAUAUUGCGUUCGGGUGGAUCCAGAGUGUGAAGCAGAAAGCGAGUCAGGAGGUUCAUGAUGCCAUCAAAACUGAAUUGUUAGCGAAAAGCGUUCAUAUUGCGUUAGUCUGCGCAGCGACCUUCGAUGCCGAUGAUCUUGCUGGGAGCUUUGCUCUGUCAUCAGAAGUUUCAAUAUUUCUCCAAUGUUGCAUGGCCAUUUGGAAUGGGCGCGUAUCCCUGUCUUUGACCCCGGGCUCGUUGCUCUCAAUCCUGUUUCAUCGCUGGCAAGUCCUAUGUUAUCGCAGCCACCCGUUUCUAUCACGCAGGUGCUCUGUCGGUCCUGAAUCCCCAAUGAAUUCGGCCAUUCAGCGUGUCUGGGCGGCAUAUCCAGGAAAUGCAUGUUGGGCCGAGAUUUCCCAAUUUAUUCCUUAUUGGCUACAUGCGGUACUUCCGUCAAGGUCGACAUCAUCUAUAGGGGUCCAGGUGCAUUACAAUCUUCUAACAGGAGAGCUCUUGGUAGACGGGCUUGCACUUGCGCGACUACCUUGUGACUACGAGUCGAGCACGACCUAUCGUAUGUUAUUUGGAAGGUCGCAGCUGGAUGUGAUGCCUAGUGAUAUACCUGGGAUGGAAUUUUCCUGUCAGCAGGAGUACUCCGGCUAUACCGUUCAUCUGGGAAAGGCUGCCAACCGUGGGUCUUCUCAGGGCGAUAUCUCGAUAAACGCAUCAAAGGAUGGCCAGACAUGGGAGUUUGUGCCGCAGAGCGUUUUCUCCGGGCAUUUUCCCGAUGAGUUUGUUGACAAAUAUGCCCACUGGUAUGCCACCGGGCGAGGAAUCGUAGAGUUUCGGCCUCUGGAAUCACCAUGGUCAUCCUCUGAUCAGCUUUGGAGAUUGCGCAAAAGCAAACAUGAACAUAAAUGGUGCCUUGAAAACCCUGAGUUUUUCUUGACCUGGAGCUUGAGCCAGACAGCCAAAGCCUUGGCCCAAGUUUUUGAGCCAUUGGAGCAAUCGUCCAAGAUACAUUGCUUCCUUGGCAAAUCAAAUGGCAAAUCAGAUCCCAUGCUACAUAUCGAUAUUCCGCGGUUGCGUUUGGGCUUCAGCCUUUCCGAAAAGUCUACUUCAAUCCAUUGUCGGCAGUAUCCGGACACGCUGAUUGAUGUCAAGCAGGGCUGUGGCUCCUUGGUAGGCCUUCGGAAUAGACUUUUCCUCGUGAAUCCUUGUUCUGGCGAUCGUCUGGUGCUCAUUCCUGAGGGCGAUCUCUCUUGGUCCGCCAAUAAGGGACACGUCCAAACCUCCGUGGCCUGGCAGCCCACGUCUCGAGUUCACGCAUUUUCCAUCGAUGAGCAGCUCGGUCGGCUUGUAGAUAAUGGAAGCAUGCAGAGCAAGCUCUUCCUUGCCUACAUCCACGCAUUGACUUCAUACUUUCUGCCCGACCCACUAACGAAAAGAACAGGGACAGAGCAAGCCCUCACGAUCUUACGUUCAGCGUCUGUCCGAUCCUUUGAUCGUCUGCGACCGGAUGAUAGUGCGAUUCUCACCAAGAUUGCAGCACUCACGCCCCAGCGAGAGUUUUACCCAAAGAAUGAAAAAGUUAUGCAAAGUAUCCAAUGGAAGCACUCCAUAUACAGUCUAUCCCAGCACCCGAGUUUCUACGAGGAGGUAGCAGCCAUCCGAGAACAAAAUCUGCAAACCUAUUUCUAUUAUCCAGAGACAGGUCUCCAUAACCCUUCCCUCCCAAACAUGAACUGUGGCCUUUUAGACCGCGAUCGGGCUCGUUCGUCGUCCUUCCGUAUAUCUGGUUUCGGCGCGGAAGACUACACAAAAAAGCACGACCGUCAAUACAAGGGCCGGGAUGGUCGCCGUUCUUCAGUCGAAAGUGCACGGGUGCUCACUAUCAGUCAAGCCCUCUGUGGCGGUGUAUUUCGAACGCAGGAGCUCGGGGAAGCGGAAUGGCUCGAUCGUAUCUGGCGAUUUCUCUCUGCCGCGUCCGAGAUGCGAAGCUCGGCAACCGGCUUCGACGCAUCAGAACUAAGAUAUAGCGCAGAGUGGGCUUAUCAGGCUUACGGAUUCAUUGCUAAGAACUGGUGUGCUAUACAUCGCUCGGUGGCUUCCGAGCAGCGGCGCGUCAACAAAUACCAAUUGAUGAUCUGGCUGUCAACUGUGGCCUACCUCACCGAUUUGGACUUGAUUGUGCUCGAGACAAUCGCUUCAUUGUUUCUAGCUCCGGAGCUACUUUGUGAUUACCACGCGAGGGGAGGCAUGUUCGACCUCACUAAGGGUUUUAAAUGGGAUUCCACUGCAGUGAAUAAUUUCAUACAGUCAGGAAAGCUCAGCUCAACCCCAGAAGAUGUCAUGGGGAUAUUGCCUCGUGAAAGUUAUAAGAGUUUCACGUCCCGAAUCAGGAGUUUGCGGAGUAGCAGGCAGAAUGAGGCAUGCCAAGUAACACUAUCAGAUCUGUCACGCCAGUGGCCAACUCGAUCACCAUCGCGGCCUGCGUCACCACCAACACUGACUCUUGAGCGGUACCUCGACUUUCAAAAAAUCAUCGCACAUGUCAGCAAGCUAUUCCACCACUGGAGCGACAACAGCAUGUUCCGAGAACGCCUGGAAGGUAUCAUCCGGCGGCUAGCUCAAAAGCCCUCUCAGCAAUUCUAUCAACGGUCAUAUCCACCGUUGCCACCCCCAGCACGUAUCAGCACCCACAAUGGAUUUAUCUCCUUUGAUGAUUUGCUGCCGAAGUCCCCUUCGCUUGGUGUGGCAAAACCGGCCUUGCGCAGCUUUGUCCAGACGUCCCACCAAGCCAACAAGCGCGGUUGUGACAUUUCCGAUCUCGUUACCUCCCUGAAACCUCAUGCUACCUCUGAGUAUGAGCAGAAGUAUAUCAGGCGCUUACAAAGCAGCGUAGAGUCAUUGGAACAUACCAGAAAACAAAGCAGUUUCAGUAUUCCCCAUGAAAAAGUCCAGGGAUGCAUCGAGGCGUACCACGAGGCGUGUGAGAAGUAUGUGAAGGACAUGUUUUCGGCUAUUGUGUCAUGGCUUCAGCCUCCGAUUUUGCCUGGUGAGCAAUCUACAAGCCGCACAUCCAGAGUGAGCUCCAUGGAUACCCUCUUCACUGUCAACCACGCUCCGAGACUCUCGCCCAUGUUGUUUAUAGAGCAGUUGAACCGUCAUCGAUGGCCCUGCCUGUCCGACGCCUGGAGACGCGCGUUUAUCGAGUACGGGAUCUCAAUCACCAUGCUUCAAAAGGCAAAGCGGCUCCGCGCCCUCGCCGGCAGCCCGCACGAUCAUCUCAAAGAGCUCGCUAACCCGGGCCAUGGGAACUGGGACCCAUUCGAACGACCGGAAAAUUUGCUCUUGGAAAUUGAGAAUGGUAUCCUGAUCCGAGAUAACCAGGCGGAUAUCGCAGAGACAAUGAUCGGCACUUCUUCAGCGCACAACGUUGUCUUGCAACUGAAUAUGGGAGAUGGUAAGUCUUCAGUGGUCGUGCCCAUGGUCGCUGCGGCUCUUGCGGACGGUCGUUGCCUUUCUCGGGUAUUCACCCCCAAACCACAAUCUCGACAAAUGCACGAAAUGCUGGUCGGAAAGCUCGGAGGGCUUUUGGGUCGCCGAUUGUAUCAUCUUCCGUUCUCUCGGUCGCUGAAAUUGGGAGAAGCUGAAGCAGACCACAUCUAUCGCAUGUGUCGUGAAUGCAUCUCGACCGGUGGCGUGAUGUUGGUGCAGCCCGAACAUAUACUUUCAUUGAAGCUUAUGAGUUUGGAGUGCUUUAUUAGUGGGAAACCUGAGGUGGGCCGCUCUUUGUUGCGGACCCUGCGAAUCUUUGACGAGCACGGGCGCGAUGUUAUCGACGAGAGUGACGAGAAUUUCUCAGUCAAGUUUGAGCUAAUAUACUCCAUGGGAGCCCAACAGCCUGUUGAGUUUGCUCCGCAGCGCUGGACUCUGAUACAAAAAGUGCUGCAGCUUGCUUGGCGAUUCGCCAGCAAGGUUGACUUGUCUCAGCCGGGCUCUAUUGAAGUGCUAAAACAAGAGAAUGGGGGAUUCCCGCGAAUUCGCGUGCUAGACCAGCGAGCUGACAGAGCAUUGGUCCAACAAAUUGCCGAGCAUAUCUGCGAGCACGGAAUCGAAUACUUGCCGAUCUCCAGGCAGCCUCAAUCUGUGAGAAAGGCCGUGCUGGCCUACAUCGUAGACCCGCAACCGACCGUGGAGAGCAUUUCGUCCGUCGAAAACGACGAGGACGGAUUGUGGAGUGAGACUUUCCGGGAUGGCCUCUUGCUUUUGCGCGGGCUAUUUGCCGGCGGCGUUCUUCCAUUCUGUUUGGGACAAAAGCGAUGGCGAGUCAACUACGGACCUGAUCCCCAUCGACAGCCACCGACUCGGCUGGCGGUGCCUUACCGUGCGAAGGACAGUCCGUCACUUCGCUCCGAGUUCAGCCAUCCUGACGUCGUCAUUCUCCUGACCUGUCUCCAUUAUUACUACAACGGGCUCACGGAUGACGAUCUCGCACUGGCCUUUGAGGACCUUGUCAAAUGCGACGAAGCGGACGCGGAGUAUCAAACUUGGGCAAAAGAUGCGCCGUUGCUUGCGCCGGCAUAUCGGCGGCUAGCGGGGGUGAACUUGGAUGAUCAGCAGCUUUGCGUCCAUUCGAUUUUCCCCGCGCUUCGAUUCUCAAAGGCGGCAGUGGACUACUUCCUGGCGCACGUGGUAUUCCCAAGAGAGAUGAAGGAGUUUCCCGAGAAGCUGUCGGCUUCUGGCUGGGACAUUGGGGAGCUCAAAAAGAACCCCGCCGUUGGUUUCAGUGGGACGAACGACUCGCGCCAAACCCUGCCCCUAUCCGUGGAGCAGCUAGACCGUCCAGAGCAAAACCACACGAACGCGUUGGUCUUGGAGCAUUUGUUGCGAGCGGAAAACUCGGCAGUCGAUAUUCCCGCCCGAGGUGGUGAAGGCAAUACCGACGCCCAGGUGCUCCUUAAGCUGGUGACUCGUCUUGAUAGGUCAACGAGGGUCAUCUUAGAUGUUGGAGCACAGGUUUUGGAGUUGAGCAAUCUGGAAGUGGCAAAGACGUGGUUAGCGAUGGUUCCACAUGACGACCACGCCCGGGCGGUCGUAUUCGUCGACGACCAACACAAUAUUUGUGUGGUAGACCGAAGCGGGCGAGUGGAGGCAUUACAGACCUCACCUUUUGCGCGACAAAUGGAUGCUUGUUUGGUGUUUUUGGAUGAGGCUCACACGCGGGGCAUAGACCUCAAGCUCCCGGUGCACUAUCGCGCAGCGGUCACCCUGGGGAUGGGGAUCACAAAAGAUAAGUUAGUUCAAGGUUCGUCAACUCUCCUCCUUCGCCCUGGCGGCGGCGAUGGAAGUGUCCGAAAAGAAAAUAUGAAGCGGAAAACUAAAUCCACAUAG
Messenger RNA from Penicillium chermesinum, 8049 nucleotides. RefSeq lists its product as uncharacterized. Bases 1 to 8049 code for a protein of 2682 amino acids. The record is from RefSeq and is a predicted model, not a curated record. NCBI's taxonomy places the organism in Eukaryota, Fungi, Ascomycota, Eurotiomycetes, Eurotiales, Aspergillaceae. The transcript has 2 exons.